Messenger RNA from Hippopotamus amphibius kiboko, 1821 nucleotides. Its product is annotated as podocalyxin-like. Gene Ontology annotation, biological process: regulation of microvillus assembly; cell migration; positive regulation of cell-cell adhesion mediated by integrin. NCBI's taxonomy places the organism in Eukaryota, Metazoa, Chordata, Mammalia, Artiodactyla, Hippopotamidae. Gene Ontology annotation, cellular component: microvillus membrane; apical plasma membrane. The record is from RefSeq and is a predicted model, not a curated record. The transcript has 2 exons.
AUGACUGCCCUAAAGGACCUGCUUGCGGCUGCGAGGAGGAGCCGCCGGAGCGCUAUUCGAGAGUCCCGGGUCACGGCCCGCCCGCCGGAGUCACCGCCAGGCCUCCCCAAGAGGCGCCCGCGCUCCUGCUGCCGGCCGCCCACCGCCCAGACCCUCCGCCACGUUCGCAGCCACCUGCCGCGGGCCCGACGCCAGGACACGAUGCUUUCCGCGCUGGUGCUCUCGACGUUGCUGCUGCUGCUGCGGUGCCCCGCUUGUGAAAUCCUGCUCAGUGAGGGCACAGCUGCCUCAACCAAGCCAACAUCUACUGCCCAAGCCACAGAAAAACAAAUCAUAGCCUCAUCAGCCACCAGUAAAGCUGCGACUUCAUUGGCAGGCAAGGAAAUCACAACUACAACACCUAACAUCUUAAACCAAAGGUCACUCUCAGCCCAGCAAAGCACGACUAUAGCAGCUAGUGACAGCAAGACACCAUCCUUAGACAGCUCUGCUCUACUUCCUAAAGACCUAAAGGAUUCUACCACCACAUCAACCACUGUCUCGACAAAGCCUGGAACCACAAGCAUCUAGAGUGGAACUAAACACAGUACAGCAUCACCUGGAACCCACAGUGGCCACAGCAUGAUCACAAACACAGUGACCUCUGAGAAAGGAAAUCAGGCAGCCUCUGAACCUCAAAAUCCGACCUCAGGCAUCACUGUUGUGCAUCUUUCCUUGACCACCCCAGCAAGCACUCACUAGCCUGCCACAGUGCCUGGGACUACAGUCCCUACUACAGUCCCUACUACAGUCCCUGGGAGUUCAGAGCCCACACAGCACUCCCCCAAGGGACCAAACGAAAGUAUUGCAGCUACAAGUUUCAGCACGAUGAUGACGACGGUGGGUCCCACCUUCACAACUCGGAGUCUGACUCCGACUCCGGGGAUACCAACCACGCCAUCUGCACUAUCACCAAGAACUCUGCACACCCCCGCCGAGACGCCAGCUGUUACCAGCACCUCUGAGCCUCUGCAGCCUACAGGCACUUCAUUGGGACCCAGGACCACGUCUCCUGUCAGGUGACCCACAAGCUCCAUUGCUCAGUGGGCGUCAACUGCCCCCCAAGACUCCAGCAUCCCUUCUCCCACCUUCUCAGUAAUUCGAGCAGAUGUGGGACAGAUAUGUUGCUAUUCUCCUGAAAAGCCGAAUGAGAAGACGCUCGUCCUGAAUGUCUCGAAAACUGACAUCUCGAAAACCGACAUCUGUAAUGCAAUCGCUUCGAAUGACAAACUGGUCACACUUCUGUGCCGAGCAGCAAAAGCCUCCUUCAACCCAGCUCAUGAUGAGUGCCAUGUACAGCUGGCACCCUUUCCAGGAACCCAGGAAGUGGCAGUCAAACAAAUCAGUAUCCUCACAAAUCUCCUUCCCACGGAUGUUUAUGAAUUCCUGAAAGACAAGCGGGAUGAGCUGAAAGAGAUGGGAGUUAGUGACAUGCAGUUUCACGGUCAAGGACCACCAGAAAAGCCUGAGGACAGCUUCAGCAUGCCUCUCAUCAUCACUAUUGUGUGCAUGGCAUCCUUUUUGCCCCUGGUUGCGGCUCUCUGUGGCUGCUGCCACCAGCACCUCUCCCAGAGGAAGGACCAGCAACGACUAACAGAGGAGCUACAGACGGUGGAGAAUGGUUACCAUGACAAUCCAACACUGGAAGUGAUGGGGACCUCAUCAGAGAUGCAGGAGAAAAAGGUGGUCAACCUUAAUGGGGAUCUGGGGGACAGCUGGAUCGUCCCUCUGGACAACCUGACCAAGGAUGACCUAGGUGAGGAGGAAGACACACACCUCUAA